AUGGCCGUUUCAUCCCAGAAGCACAGGUCCCUCCUGCCCCUGCUUUUCCUGGCCUGCCUCCCCCUGGCGUGUCUUUGUCAGACCAACAGCAGCAGCACUAUCAGCCCCGCCGCCAACGGCACCACCGCUUCCUCAAACGCCACUUCCCCGAGGCGGGUGCGGGGCUGCGGCGCCGGGCUGGACCCCGCCUACAGAUACCUGUGCGACCGGCGGGCGGCCUGGGGCAUCGUGCUGGAGGCCCUGGCCUCGGCGGGCUUCCUGCUGACCGUUAGCCUCCUCUGUGGCCUCCUGCUCUGGACUCUGUGCGCCUGCGCCUCGUCCCGGGGGCCGCCGCGCGGCGGCGUGGGCGGCGUGGUGCUGUCCAUGUCCCUGUUCCUGCUGGCCACCGCCGGGAUCUUCGCCGCGACUUUCGCCUUCAUCGUCCGGCUCAACGCGGAGACCUGCCCCACCAGGGUCUUCCUCUUCAGCGUGCUCUUCGCCCUGGCCUUCUCCUGCCUGCUGGCGCGCUGCCUGGCCCUUCUGGGUUUCGCCGCCGCCCGCGGCUGGGGCGAGCCCGCCGUGGCCGUGGGGCUCUCCGCCGUGCAGGUCAUCAUCUCGGCGCAGUGGCUGCUGGUGGUGCUGGUCCGGGACGGGAGGCCGUGCGAGUACAGCCAGGGCGAGUUCGCCAUGCUGCAGAUCUACGUGCUCUGCCUCCUGGCCCUGGCCGCCGUCCUGUCGCUGCACAUCCUGUGCCGCUCCUGCUCCACCUACAGCUACAGCUACACGGGCUCCGUCCGCCGCCACUGGCGGGCCCAGGCCGCGCUGCUCUGCCUCACGGCGCUGGCGUCCGUCGCCGUCUGGGCGGCGUGGAUCGGCAUGCUGACCCGGGGGAACCUGGAGGCCGGCCGGCGCCCCGCCUGGGACGACCCGGCGCUGAGCAUCGCGCUGGUGGCCAACGGCUGGGUGCUGCUGCUGGGCCACGGUCUGUCCCAGGUGGCCUUCUUCUGCAGAGGCGAGGCCGCGGCCAGGGACCUACCCCUGAGCUUCGCGGGCUGGACCAGCCCCAACGCCGACAUCCCGGGACUGGGAAGCCAGAAGGAAGGAAAGGAAAACGGCAGCUUCGAGAACGACGGCGAGCCCAGAAGAGGCCGGAGAAUGGACCCAAAGCUGCGAUCUCCUUAUGAAUCUGGCUUCUCUAUGACUGAGAUAGACCCUGAGAAAGACUACACCAUUCCUCGCCCACAGACCACCAACUACACCGAACCGUACGAUGACUAUUAUGGACAGGAUUAA
Molecule: messenger RNA, 1272 nt
Organism: Menidia menidia (Atlantic silverside)
Lineage: Eukaryota; Metazoa; Chordata; Actinopteri; Atheriniformes; Atherinopsidae
Source: the annotation of a GenBank genome assembly